Molecule: messenger RNA, 832 nt
Organism: Rhipicephalus microplus (southern cattle tick)
Lineage: Eukaryota; Metazoa; Arthropoda; Arachnida; Ixodida; Ixodidae
Source: RefSeq, a predicted model, not a curated record
AUGGAGGAGCCGCCGCAGGGCGCUCUCCGUGCACCCCGGUCGCGCACGUCGGCCGAGACGGCGGCACGGGAGGGCAGUUACGGCUCGGCGCGGACCGCGGAGUCGGACGCCCGCCGUGAAGCCUGGGCCCGUCACCCGUACUACAGCAGCCAGGAAGAACAGCAGCAACUGCAGAUGCAGCAGCAAAUGCAGAUGCAGCAGCAGAUGCAACAGCUGCAGCAGAUGCAACAACUGCAGCAGAUGCAACAGAUGCAGCCGAUGCAACAGAUGCAGCCGAUGCAGCAGCAGCUGCAGCAGCCGUAUGCAGCCCCACUGCUCGAGAAGAAGUCGUCGACGCGCUCCAAGCACGGCUUGCGCAAGAGCCACCACCGAAGCGGCAAGUCCAUCAAGCACGGCUCCUCGGCCACAUCAGCCGGGGGAGGAGGAGCGGGCGAGGUUGGCAGCGGCAUGAUCCCGAGCGACAAGCAGCAGCUGCAUAUGCAGAUCGAGCAGAACCGCGACGCCCUGAUGCGCCACAAGGAGCUGAAGAAGAAGCAGGAGGCCGCGCGAGCCUACCGAGCCAUGCGGGAGAACACCGCCGCCGCACCCAGGUCGCUGGCCGCGCUUCUGCUGGUGUGCAUCUGGAUAUCCCUGGUGUCCGGCUUCUCCAUCCUGGCGUUCGGCUGGAUCUUCAACGUGUUCGUGCAGGCCACGCCCUUCUUCUACGUCUCCCUCGGCACCGGAUCCAGCCUCGUCCUGCUCGGAUCGUUCCUCGCCGCCUUUCGCAGCAAGACACCAGCUUCGGUCGCCUUCGGCCCGUGACGACGUCGCCUCCUUGCGCCGCGCAGACGCC